Geosmithia morbida is the source of this 2619-nucleotide messenger RNA. RefSeq names its product Protein of unknown function (DUF2985). Lineage: Eukaryota; Fungi; Ascomycota; Sordariomycetes; Hypocreales; Bionectriaceae. The coding region runs from base 1 to 2619 and encodes 872 amino acids. The transcript has 2 exons. The record is from RefSeq and is a predicted model, not a curated record.
AUGGACAAUAGGGGGAGGUCGCCAUCGCCCCUCAGUGGAGCCAGAGAUGGCUCUCGACCAGCAUCUGCUUCUGCCGGCGACAACAACGACAACAACGGCGGCGGCGGCGGCGGCGGAAUCCAGAGUGCCAGUCUGGACGAGGUAGCGGCAGGCGGCGCAGGCACAGGCCCAGGCCCAGGUUCAGCAACCGCGAGUCCACCGAACCUAUCGACUCCCCUGUCGGAGGACGUCGACAGCGGGACCGAGUACUUCCCGCCCCUGGAUCCUACCCCCUCGGCCGCUAUCCGAUCCCAGACAUCGCGGACCCAGACGACGCGUCCGCAGCCGCCCAGGAGCAGGGUCCGCACCGGCAGCAUCGUAUCUUCCAACUCGAGCAACAACGGCGGUGCUGCCGCCAACUUCUUCCCCGGCGAAUCCAUUCGGCAGCCGACCAUUCGCAUCCGGAGACGCGGCUCGUCGUCUCUCGCGCCGAAGACCGCCACCGGGGCGGCAAGUUCGGACAAUCUCACCACCGCCGGCGCAUCCUCGCCUUCCGGCCUCGGCGCCGAUCCCGUCGUCGGCAGGGGGAGGAGCCUGUCCCAGCCUGAGAGGACGCGCACGGCGUCGCAGGAUGCCCCCAAGUCGCGCCAGACACCAAGGCGGGCACCGCCCACGGCCAUGCCCCGUCUCACCGAGGAGGGGAACCGGCCUACCGCCGAGGAGCUGGGCAUGCCUAGGUGGGGGGGUGCGCAGCCGCAGCAGGGCCAGCCGGGCGCACCUCCGGCCAUCAGGCUGAGCGGUGACGGACAGACGGAUGACGAGGACGCUGCCGAGGGAGGGCCCGGCGGGAGGCUUCAGAACAUGAGGACCUGGAGCAGGCUCUUCCGGCCUAGGGCGCUGUCGACGAGCGCGCAGGGCCAGGUUCAGGAUCCCGAUAGGAGUUCUAGGGAGAGGUGGUCGGGAGAGCCGGUCAGGCCCUUCACCGGGCCAGGCGACGACACGUAUGAUGAGAGGCUGGUGGAUUAUCUCGACACCGUUGACCCCGAGGUUCAGACUCUAUCAACUCUGACCAAUCUCCAAAACUCCCUGUUCGUGCCGGACCUGGGUAAAUGGAUCAACCGUCGACCGACGUAUACCCUCUCCGAGCACAGCUUUGCACAGAUGCAGAAGGUGCAGCAGCAGCAGCAGCAGCAGCAGCAGCAGCAACAGCAGCAGGAACCACAGCACCGCCAGCAGCAGCAGCAGCAGCAGACUCCACCGCCCCCCUCGAGAGCAGCAUCGAUCGUCGAGCCUCUUCCCGAGCUGACGGAGGAGGGAGACGGCGAGGCGGCCGACACGUGCGGCGGCGACGCGACGCAGACCGAGCUACGCCCGCGCCUGUACCGGUCCAGCACCAUCACGUCCCACCUGACGGACUCGCACUACGCCGCGCUCCCGCACGGCGUGACGCUCGACGGCUGGACGGCCGAGGAGAAGUCGGAGCUGGACGACCACGUGCGGCACAUGAUGCACUCACGGCGUGCCAAGUUCAAGCGCACCAUGAAGGGGUUUGGCCAGUACGUGCGACGGCCGCUGGGCUUCUUCGUCACGCUGUACGCGACGCUCAUCACGCUGUUCGGCCUGGCAUGGGUCCUGUUCCUCAUCGGUUGGAUCUACGUCGGGGACAAGCAGGUCUACACCAUCCACAUCAUCGACAGCGUCCUGGUGGCCCUGUUCGCCAUCAUGGGCGACGGCCUCGCACCCUUCAGAGCGGUCGACACGUACCACAUGAUCUUCAUCGUGCGGUACGCCAGGCUCGUCAAGAAGGGCGCGCAGCGGGAGCCGUCGCGGCUCCGGAAACGUAGCGUCGCAGAUGAUCUGGAGCAGCAGGAAGGGCAGCAGCAGCAGCAGCAGCAGCAGCAGCGGCAAGAGGAUCGGGGCAACGCCAGCAGCGGCAGCGGCAGCGGCAGCGGGACGGAGAUACUGCCGGCGGCGAACACCCUGCAAGGCCGAUCCGACCCUCCACGGCCGGACCAGCAGCGACAAGACGCGAGCCCCAGCAACAGCAGCGCAGACAGCAUCCCCGCGCACAACUCGCACAUGAUGCACGACAACGUGGUGGACGCGAACGACACAAAGUGCGGGCUGGAGGCGUACGAGAACACGUCGCUCACGUACGCGCAGCAGAAGAAGCUGUACCACCACCAGAAGAAGCUGGCCAAGUCGCACAGCUUCUACAAGCCGCACGAGACGGAGACGCACUACGCCUUUCCGAUCAAGUACCUGGUGGCCAUCGUCCUGCUCCUGGACUGCCACUCGUGCCUGCAGAUCUCUCUGGGGGCGUGCACGUGGGGCAUAGACUACCACACGCGGCCGAUGGCGGUGACGACGGUGAUCCUGUGCCUCUCCAUCACGUGCAACAUCACGGCGGGCGUCAUCAUCAGCCUGGGCGACAAGCGCACGCGCAAGAAGGACGUGUGGAUGCUGAUGGACAGGCAGGAGCUCACGUCGGACGCCAUCAAGGAGAUGGAGAACAAGAGGACCGGCGGCGACGGAGGCGGCAGCCAGACCAACUCCACCAAGGUUGACAAGACGGGCGAGUCAUUUAUGGAGAACGAGAAGAAGGGAGGGAGGCUGCAUAAACUUUUCAAGAAGGAAUAA